AUGCUAGCGGCCAGAAGCGGGCAGGGUGUGAUCAUGCCCCCCAGCAAGGGCAAGAUCAACUCGGGCGGGGGGUUUCCAGGAUUUACACCAGCCUCAAUAAGACCACACCACACCACACCUAACACCACACCACACAACAGAUAGGUAGCAGCAGCAGCAGUGUUGUCCUGAUGAACCACGGGCAGCAAUUGAUUGCAUCAUCCAGCGGCCUGUGUGUGUGUGCACGUGUGUGUGUGUAGGGUACGGAGGAGGGCGGAGCGGUCGUCCAGUUCAAUGUAGAGUGCGGAGAAACGGUGGAGGGGCAGCAGGUCUUCGCGUGCGAGCCGCACGAGCUGGGCAACCUCAACGGGGGCGACGCGUUGAACCUCGCCAAUGCCGUGCCGCUUAGGACAUCCUCUGAGGUCUACCCCAAGUGGACAUCCGAGCCAGUCGUCCUCAAGACCGUUCCCCAGACCGGCCACUUCAAGUACAAGUACUACAAAUACGACCCCAACACUGAGGGGCACACCUGGGAGACCACCUAUGGCGCAGUGCGCCAGCAUCGCACCAUGCCCGUCAAGAUGGGCCAUAAGACCACCCAACACGACGUAUGGGAGGUCGUCCAGGCCAAGAGCACCACCUACGAUGAGCUGGUCCGAGGUGGGUAGGUGGAUUGACGAAGGGAGGGAGGGCGGGCGGGCGGAUCUGUAUGUGUGUGCGCACAACAUAAUCCUCUGUGCCUGUGUAGCUGUUCCCAAGAGGGCCAUCGAGGACGACAACGAGUCAGAAGGCCCCAAGAAGGUGCGGCACCGCACCCACGACAACCAACAGCUGACGCGUCCACUAUACUCUUGUUUGUGUGUUCUGUCUGUUGCGCUGGUGGCCGGAUGUGCUGUGCUGUGCUGUAGCGGGGCCGUUUCGAGGACGAGGUAGCCGUAGCUGCUGCUGCUGUGCAGACCGACACGGAUCAUCAGGUAAGUAAGGUUCGCAUCCGUGUGUCUGUGUGUGCUCAUCUUCAUCUUUUGGGUACUCGAUGCCAUUCACCUCAUCAGGCCUCUGCACAUGGAAUCCAGGCUCACGAGGAGGCCGGCGUAGAGGUAUGUGGGCGGGCGACCAUGUGGCAGGCAGAUGUGUUUUGUUCUACUCUACACACCGUCGCCCUCAACUGUGUGUGUGUGUGUGUGUGUGUGUGUGGCCGUCAGGAGGAGGGUAAUCUGGGCGAAAAGUUGGUUGAGGACGGGGAGUUGGUUGAGGACGUUGGUUGAGGAUGGUGUUGAGGACGAAUGGUUGAGGACCAGAACACUGGUCGCUGGUGUUGGGCCCUGGCGCCGAGCUGGAUGGAGAGGGAGGCGGAGACGACCAAGCCGAGGCGGAGGAGGCGUCACGAGAGGGGGGAGGGGAGGGGGAGGGAGACGAGGAGGAGCAAAACGAGAUUAUCGAGGGCUGGUUCAACCUGCGGGGCGAGAUGCGUGAGGAUGGGCUGCUGCGGGGGGAGGGCAAGGGGGAGGAGGUGCUGAUCGGCGAGCCGAGUGUGUCGUACGGCCUCGGGAUGAUCAACUUGCCGCCAUCAGAGGCCGCCCACUCAUCGACACCGUCAUGGAGAUGGCAGGGCCAGAAGCCGACCCGGAGAGGAUGGAGCUGCUCAUGGGGAUGGAGUGGGAGGAGGCGCGGAGCUCCUUUAUGA
Vitrella brassicaformis is the source of this 1663-nucleotide messenger RNA. Lineage: Eukaryota; Vitrellaceae. The record is from the annotation of a GenBank genome assembly.